AGCAACCAAAAACAGCAGCUCGCAGUGCUCUCAGCGCUUGAAUCCCCGGGAUACAGCAACCAAGGCUCCAUUGCAGCAUUUUCAAGACUUCUACAAACCCCAAGUUCCAGUCAGCGACUAAGUGUCCAUAGGCGUCAAUGCAAUGUAUUUUUGUUCCCAACGUCAACAAUGAAUCCGACUGUUGGAAACCCAGAUCUGGAAUGGUUCGAUCCCGAGCGCUUCUGUAACGAGCCGCUUUAUUGCGAGGCCACGCACACACCCGACGAUGUCCUCUACUCCGGGUCCGACGACGAGGCUUACCACAGCCCGACCGAGCGCCGCGCCCGCUGCGAAAUUCAGGCCCGACGAUUCCUGGAAGGCAAACCUGUCUUUCUACUUUCUGCCUCUCUUCGCGGCCCCUUCGACAGCAAGUCGGGCUGGGUCAAUCCUUGGCGCUCAAGGUCCUUGAAGUCCUCAUCUCGAACAAAGUCGAACCAACCCCGGAGGCGUACCCGGGUAUCAAAAAGGGCUGCGGAUUGCAAUGGAUCCAGCGGCGUCGUCAAGUCCAGCAUUGACCCCCUCUGCUCCUUCGAGAGCGCGCUACCUCAAGACAAUGCGACACAUGAAGCUUACAUAGAUGAUGAGACGUUCAGCAGAGUUUGGAAUUGGCGGGACAAGGUCGUUGCGGCCCAAGAGACUCCGCAGACGGAAGUCUCGUCACCGGACUCAAAACUGGCAACGCAAGCCACGGUUCCAGAAUUGCCUGCUGCAGAAAACGGGCCCACAAGUAGCCCGUCACCUGUCACACCAACCGUGGUUAGAAAUACUAGCAAACGACACAGUUCGGUACAAGAAGCCGAAGAGGCGUCGCCUCGGCCGCAGGUCAACGAGGAUUCAACCCAAACGCCGGCCAGAAACCAUAUAGCCCAGCAUGUGGAGCUGUCAGCUACAGCAAGGGACCGAUGUCUGUUAGAUGUCGGCGACCUUUCUCCACCUGCUGCGCAACUUUACGCGGAGUUCGUUCUGUCGAGAACCGGAAGGAGUAGUAUCCCUUACACGGAGGAGGCUGAAGCGCACGACUCACCAUCCAGAGCACCUCCAAUACCGACACUGGCAGAAAAGGAGAAUAGGGAAGCCAGAAACGUCAGCACACCCAGCGGAGGUCUCCCGGAAGCAACGGUAUCUUCGGUCAAGGUUAAGACACAGCUAAGCGCCCGCACGGAUGGCAGCUUUCGCUACAAACGCAAGGAUCGCCAAGAGAUGCUCAAAUCGUCUCGAGUUACCACCAAGUUGUCCGGUCUGCAAUCUGCAAGUGAGGACUCAGGACAGCGGCCAAACUCCAGAGACCGUCCACCCAUGGAGGGCAAGGAGACACUUAACAGUAAUCAGCCGACGGAGGCUCCAAGUUCUCCGCUGAGCAGCGCACCGACUAGUGUCCAAGAAGUUAUUACUGCUACGGCCGAGGCUGAAGGGCAGCCGACGCCCGAAAACCUACCUGGUCCAGAACCUGGCCAAACAGCAGAACCGGUGAAUGGCCAGCCGCCAGAACCGGGCGUUCAUUCUGGAGAAGGGCAGUAUGAUGCUUCUGAAACAGCUUCACAAGUCGACGGACCGACACUAGUGUGUUCCGGGUCCUCGUUUGACUCUGAACAUCACAGCACGCCCAGCCUCGGGAACUUUUCAUUUGAGAAGCACUCUCAAGACGUUGUUUCGGAAGCAAUUGGGUCUCCCAGAAGACUGCUUUGGCCCAAAUCACAGAGAAGGAUUGACAGUUAUGAUUCGCCAAUGCCAAUGUUCGGCCUGGGCCAAGAACGUACUCCUACCACGAAUGAACUGCAAGCUGUCGCACCUAGCCACGACUGUUCCACCCGAGAGGAUUCUGAAAUCGGGUCUGAACGUGCGAGUGGAGAUGAAGAAGUUUUAGUGCCGCACGAAGGCCAACCGACAGUCAGCUCGAAACAGGUCCUGACCCCUAUCCCUGGUGACAUCGUCCAAGAACAGGCAGAACCCAUGACGGGAGAAGGUGUAGAAAGCGAUCGGCAAAGCGAAAAGGGGGAGGAGGAUCUGCAGGAGCAUACAUGUGCUGAAAUCAGUGACAACGCUGAAGCCGAAAUCGAAAUGCAGCUGGAGUUCGAAAGCUCGAAGGCGGAAAUCCAAAGUCCGUGGGCAAAGGAAGACGCGCAGCCUCUCCCUAGAGUGGACGACGUCGGCACCGCUGGAAAUGGCGGAAUUAGGGAGAAAACAGAUCUUGUGGAUACCCAAAGCCCCUGGACGAAGGAUAUGGGCCUUACCUCUCACGCCACAGAGGUCGCAGAGCAGCUGCCUCUCCUUGAUCUCGCUGCCCUGAAACUGAGUUUCACCGCUAGCAAAGCACUCGAACUGGCAGCCUCGCAGAGCCCCUGGGCAAGAGGCGAUUCGCAGCUCCAAUUACAACAUGCAGCAUUCAAUCCUCUAUCCUCACCCGCCAACAGCGCGGUGCUACCGACGGCCACCCAUCCGGUCUCUCCCUUUCAGGACACGACUCCUGAGGAGGACAUUGAGAUGUGCAAUUCCCAGCUGUGCCCUCUUCCCCCCUCUACCCCGGAAACGAAGCAGUCGGGCCUGCCAACGCCAGAUUUCACCUUCCCGGUCAAGUCCUUCAGGGACUUUAUGACCCCAUCUCCCGAGCGUCCUGCGAAGAAACGGCGAAUCUCCGCCCAUUCCGACAGCCAUCUUCCAAGCACCCAAGCUCUCCUGGACGCUGCCGUGUCCAACCCUUGGACUGGGGAUUCAAGUCCACAACCCAAGAGAGCAAAGAAGCAUGUCUUCUGGGCACCACUCCCAGAUGAAGAAGGCAACCCUGCCGUCAGCCCAGAUACUACAACUGACCCGAACUCAAACUCAGACUCACCCUUGAAUUCACCAACCAACACCGACCUCCCACCGAGCAGUGGCAGUGGCGGUGGCAGUAGAACUGUCAAUAGCAUCACCAAAUCCAAAUCCAAAUCCAGACCCCGUGCCCGUCCUACUUCAAGGCCUGGUUCCCCACCACCUAGCAUUCUAAUCACGUCCAAACUCCCGACCGACACAAACCAAAAGUUUGCAAAACACUUUGCUGCCGUGUUGGCCAACCGCCGCGUUACUGGUGCUUCUGCUGCUGCUGCUGCUGCUGCUGCUGCCACCCAAACCCAGACCCAGACACCCCAGCGUCCUCCUCCUCCGCCGCAAAGAAUACGACGGCUCCUGCCCAGCGAGUCGCAACAGGUCUGUCCCAGCCCGGCCUUUGACGCCAUGGCUGAGGCAUUUCGGCGCGCUGAUUCUGUUGCUGGUGCUGAUGGUGAUGGUGAUGCGGAUGUUUGCCACCGUGGAGGCGAUGGGAGAUUUUGUCAGGGGCUGGAUGCCAAUGGUAAGCAGGAGCAGGGGGGUGAUCUGGAUGUGGAUGUGCAUGCGGAUGCUGGAAUGGAUAUGGAUAAGGGGGUGGAUGUGGCUGAACCGUUGCCAUUGCUACAAAUACACCCACUGUCGCUUUCACAGUCACGGCCACAGUCACGACCAUCCUCCUCACAAUCAUCAUGCGCGUCGGAGGAGAAUCAGAAAGGGACAGAGGAAGCUAGCCGGCUGGAGGUCGAUGUUCAACCCGACGGAGAAGAAAGUCACGGAGAAGGGGAAGUGUCACAGGAGCAGCCGAUAGACGACGUCAGCGCCGUCCUGGAAAACCUGGACGAUUUCAUUGGCGGUAUCUGGGAUCUGGAUGCUGAGCUCGCCAGCAUGAGGACGAGCGCGAGUGCUCAGAAGCGGCGGCAGGCCCAGGGGCUUCAAGAGCGUGAGGGGAUGGGGGUGGUAAUGUCCGGGGCCAGUCUAGACGGGCAUGAAGAAGGGUUGAUUGAUGUCGGCGUCUGGGACUGACUUGCACUUGACUUGACUUGUCCUUAUGGUAUAUGGCCUCGGGCUAUGUCGCGAUGUUGGCCCACUCCUCUCUGUCCUGUCCUGUCCUGUCCUGUCCUGACGGUUU
This is a messenger RNA of Canariomyces notabilis, 3970 nucleotides long. RefSeq lists its product as uncharacterized. The transcript has a single exon. The coding region runs from base 169 to 3864 and encodes 1231 amino acids. The record is from RefSeq and is a predicted model, not a curated record. Lineage: Eukaryota; Fungi; Ascomycota; Sordariomycetes; Sordariales; Chaetomiaceae.